AAAAAAGUUUCUCUGGUUUAAAAAGUAAGUCCAAUUGUCCAAUUUGUGUUUACGCUUAUUAAAGGUUUUUCUAAAAUUUGUGGUGUAUUUAUUUAAAAGUGUAAUUAUGUCUACAAAUUUUUCUUUUGGUGCAAAAUCUUGUUAGGACUUCCGCUCCGGCGUUUCCUACUGGAAGUAUUACAUAUGGAACUCCAUCCGCUCAGCCACAAUCACAACCAAUGACUGGGGGAUUUCAGUUCGGAGCUACGCCCAUAACAUCGUCUUGGGGGUCGACUAUAUUUGAACCGGCAACUACGGCUAAACCGACUUUGUCUUUUGGUGCUCCCACUUCCACCAGUUCGGCCGGAAUUAAUUUCGGUGGUUCGACAUUAACGAGUUCAGCCAAUAGUUCAUUAAGUUUCAAUCCUCCAGCUUCUACAACUAGCGGAUUUGGUUCUUUGGCUGUACCUUCCAGUUCCAUUUCUUUUGGACUUGGCGCUACAACAACCACACAAACUUCGUCACUGGGAUUAAAUUUUGCCGCAUCUAGUGCAGCUCCGACAAUAGGAUUUUCUACUCCUAGUACUAGCGGGGCUGUGUCUUUUGGUUUAAGUACGGCUGCUACUACCACAACAUCCACCAGCUUAGGUUUUGGUAUAGGAGCUGGUAUUCCUACAACAUCAACUUUUAGUCUUACUCAAGCAUCUACAACACCGCCGUCCAUUGGUCUCGGAGGUAUAGCUACGACUCAAGCCAAAAGUGCUUUAGUUGCAGCCCAAAAAGAGCUUCCACCGAAGGAACAACCACUACCCAAUGAAAUUUUACAAACUGUGGAAAAUUUCAAGGAAGUGGUUAAGCAGCAGAAACAACACAGUUCAGAAAUAGCCAGAUGUUCGGUUAGAGAUUUUAGGAACAUCGAGCAAGAGAUUGACUUGCUCAAUAAUUAUAUCCAUGAGGUUGAAAGUCAGUUACAAAAAAACAGACAGUUGACUGAAAAACUGAAAUAUGAUACGGCCAAAAGUGUUCAAGACGUGGAAAUGGCUCAGAGAACUCAUGACAUUCCGCCCGGUUUACAAUACGAAAAUAAUGCGCCCGUAAACUUUUUUCUAAAUCUCGCGGAUCAGUUUGAGCAAACCAUGCAAAUGCUGAAAAUACAAAUUGAAAGUGCGGAUAAAUAUGUAAAGGAUAAUAAAAAACCUGAUCUUUUAACCCCACAAGAUCUUGCUCUCGGAAUGAGAAGGCUCCAUGAAACAUUUGUAGCACUGGCCGGAAGGUUGCAGUCGGUACACAGCCAAGUAGAGUCACAAAAAGAAGCCUUCUUAAACAUAAGGAAAGCAUUAACCAAUGAUACGAGCAACCCUUUUGACAGUCUCGGUUCUCCACAAAGCAUUGCAUCAAACUUAAAAUCACCAUCGCAAAGUGCUCCAAAAGUAGCUACAGGUCCUACUCCUUUUAGUAACUUUGCUAUGGGAAAUAUCAAUUUGGGUAUCCAACAACCUAGUACCGCCCAACCAUCGUAUUCUUCUGUGACAAUUGGGAACACUUCAAGUUUCGGAGGUACGGGAGCUUUUACAUCGACAUUCACUGGCAACCAGCCUUCAAAAACUUCUUUGUUUGGUACAACUUUUGGCCAAGUCUUUGGUUCUUCUUCCUUUCAGCUGCAGAAACCCCCGACAGGCAACAAACGCGGUAUCAGCAAUUGGAAUGCAUCAUGUAGGUAAGAGCAACUGUUGGAGGCCUAAAAAUGUAAACAUCA
This is a messenger RNA of Cylas formicarius (sweet potato weevil), 1735 nucleotides long. It is a transcript of the gene Nup58, whose product is annotated as nuclear pore complex protein Nup58. Lineage: Eukaryota; Metazoa; Arthropoda; Insecta; Coleoptera; Brentidae. The transcript is spliced from 5 exons. Gene Ontology annotation, biological process: nucleocytoplasmic transport. The coding region runs from base 219 to 1700 and encodes 493 amino acids. Gene Ontology annotation, cellular component: nuclear pore. The record is from RefSeq and is a predicted model, not a curated record. Gene Ontology annotation, molecular function: structural constituent of nuclear pore.